CACGCAUCGCCACGAGACUUUGAUGUAAAAUUUGGGACGAAAUGGCCGACGUUCGAGAAAUUUCAGAGAACACAAUUGGGAACAAUGUGACACUCGUUCAGGGAGACUUCAAUACUAUCAAUACCGGUCCCUCAGAUUCGAAUGAUUCUUUUCUCAAUAAAAUCAGCAAAACGGACCCAUCUUACGACAAAAAGCGAAUUCUAGAAUUGAAGGGUCCCUUGUUACACGACUCAUUUAAGUGGAUUCUCGACCACGAAGGCUUUAAGAAAUGGCGCCAUACAGAAGAGAGCAGUGUACUUUGGAUUAAAGGCGACCCUGGAAAAGGCAAGACAAUGCUCCUCUGCGGCAUUAUCGAAGACUUGAAAAAGACUCCCGGCGAAAAUAUCAAUCUUGGCUACUUUUUCUGUCAAGCCACGGACUCUAGGAUCAAUUCUGCUUCCUCGGUUGUAGCAGGCUUGAUCUUCUCCCUCGUCAAGCAAAACCCGACAAUUCUUUUGCCUAUUUGCAAGCGACAUGAAGAUAAGCUAAGUCAACUUGAUGGACCCAAUGCGUGGGCUGUUUUAGGUGAUAUAUUCGAAGCAGCUACCCAGGUUGGAGGCAUACCAGCCCCUAUCUGUGUUGUUGACGCUCUUGAUGAGUGCGAGCACGACUGCAAGCUGCUCCUGAGUCUCAUUCUCAAAACAAGCAAUCACGUAAAGUGGCUGCUUUCAAGUCGAAAUGUCAAAGAUAUCGAACGAGGACUACGGUUAAUUGAACCCGCCCGGAGGCUCAGCUUGGAGCUUAAAGAGAACGCCGAAAACGUCUCCAAAUCUGUUGACGUUUACAUCAACAAUUCCAUUUCGGAUAUCGAAGCGCUAGAAGACGAUGAGGGACUUCAAAUCAAAACAAUCACAACCCUUAAAGACAAAGCAAAUGGCACAUUUUUAUGGGUAGCCCUUGUUAUUGAACAAUUGCGGGACACAGACCAUCGAAACGUUGAAGAAGUAUUGGAAGAAGUACCAGAAGGUCUAGAAAAUCUCUAUAAUCUGAUCUUACGGCGAGUCAACACAAAGCUAAGGCAAAAGGAUCGAGAGGCCUGUCAAAUCUUGCUCUCCAUUGUUACCACCGCUGAGAGGCCCCUCCAUCUUGAAGAACUCCAGACAUUUAUAAGUUCUCAGUGGGCACAUUAUAAAUCGUCUUACAAUAUACUUGAUAUAAAGGACAUUGUUAGAGAUUGUGGAUCUCUCUUAGCUAUAAGGGACGACAUUAUAUAUUUCAUCCACCAGUCCGUCAAAGAUUACAUGGUAGGGAAUGCCUACAAUAGCAUUUUCCCUUCAGGAAUCCAAUAUCAGCACCAAAAAAUGUUUGAAACUUCGAUGAGUGCGAUGUAUCGCAUUCUUAAGUACGACAUUUAUGAUCUUAAAGAUCCUCAAAGGCGUAUGAAGGAUAUCACUUCGCCGCAUCCCGAUCCCUUGGUACCCAUAGCAUACAGCUGCGUAUUUUGGGUCGAGCAUUUGAUUCGUGGAUACGAUUAUGGGGGAUUUAAGACUGAGGAUUGCUUUAAAGACGACGGACUGCUCCAAAAGUUUCUCAAAACCAAGUACCUAUGCUGGUUAGAAGCCUUGGCUCUCUUGCGCAGUCUUACACCCGAAGGAGGAUCUGCUCUGCAAAGACUUAAUAAGCUAGCAGCGAGCUAUUACAAAAGCAAAGCAAUUAAACAUCAAGUCACAAACUCACAAGAAGAAGAAGAGACGAACUACUUCAUGAAGUUUAUUAACGAUGCUUAUCGAUUCUUUCAUUAUUGUCAAAGUUUUGUGAAGAAAUGGCCGCUGCAGCUAUACUAUUCAGCCAUUGUCUUCGAGGACAAGUACAGUGCAAUCUACAAGACAUAUCGACAAUCUAUACAAACCCACUUUGGGGAUUUUUUCACCUUCAUAAAAAAGCCACAAAGACGGUAUUCUCUACAACGUAACAUCGAUAUAAGAGGUCCCGUUGCCAAGUUGCUUUAUUCCCCGGACUCCUCCACGUUAUGUGUGUUAUUUAAGAACUUGGGUGGCAUCUCGCUAUACAGAAUCGAUAACGUGGGACAUGCAAUUGAAUUGGGCGUGGAUCGGAAACAUCCUCAUUAUGUCUCCUUUCUGCCCAAUUCUAGCUAUUUGAUCUCAGUCUCUUCCACUGGCAUCGUGCAAACGUGGGCCAUCGAUAGCGGGACCCUAGUACAGCAGCUUUCUUUAAACCUUGAUGUGAGCAGAUCGCACGCUGACUAUCCAUCCGAGGUUUUCCGGGAGAAGGUGAUUAGUCUAUCACCGCAUGGAGAUUUGGCAGCAUCGAUCUUUUGUACAUCACACCAAUUCUCACCGCAUGGAGAUUGGGCAGCACACCGAUUCUCAAGGAAAUACUUGAGCUCGAUGAAAAUCUGGACGACAAAAACCGGUGCUUGCGCGGGUGAGAUAGACCUGAUGCAUAUACCCAGCUACAACUCGUUGUACGCUUUUGCAUCCAAUUCAGCGCUGAUAGCUUUGACGCACAAGUCUGAUGUUAGAAUCUACUCUGUUCAGACAGGGGAAAUGGUGAAACAUAUUCGCACUUACGGAUCAAUAGAGGACUCGAAAUUUUCGCAAGACGCAGCACUGUUGGCUUCAGCACAUGAGAAUUCUGGGAUUCGCCUCUGGUGUACUAAAAGGUGGACAAUGAUACGCGAGAUUAAAAUUUACGGUCUUAUAAAUCACUUCGACUUGUCCCUCGAUGCGUCGAUGUUUGUGGCAACCUCAGGGCGGAUUUUGGCCUUGGGAAGCACCAGAACAGGAGAACAGCUACUCAAAACUGCCACCGGGGAUAAGACAACAAAUGUCUCUUUUUCUCCUGAUUGGUCAACUUCCUCGCUUCUCGCAUCUGCCAGUUCCAAUGCAGUUCAAAUAUGGCGGGUUGAUACCAGAUAUUCCUCUGCUGAAAUGAGGAGUGCUGCCUACUCUGCAAAGUCUGUAGCUAUAUCGCCAGGAUCAAAAUAUGUGGCAGCUCGAAGUUUCGAAGGGCACAUCAACAUAUGGAGUGGAAAGAACGGCGAGUGUAUCCAAGAGCUUAAAAAAAGUGAUUCUCACUGGGGUCGCCCCGUUUUCUCGCCCAACUUGGAAUUUGUUGCCUGUGCUGAAGGCGAUCGGGCUGAUGUCCAGAUCUGGCACCUUACCACUGGGGAGCCUCUUCACCUGCUUGAAAGUCAUAGUGGGCGUCGUGAGAUGGAUAAGAUGCUCUUUUCAGACGAUUCAAAAUACCUGGUUACAGUUUAUGACAAUAAUGAGACAAGGGUCUGGUGCGCGGAAUCUGGCAGAUGCUUGUUUAAAAGUGACAAAAACAACGAUGACGGAAACUUCUGGAUCACCGCGUUGGCAAUUUCUCCCGAGUCAAAAUAUAUUGCUAGAGCUUCUGUGCGUGACGGGAUGAAGGCUUGGGAAGUGCGCAUCUGGGAUUGGCGAGGGUGCCACGACAUUUCUAGCUUUGACCAAGUGGAUCCCACGCCAAUGAGGUAUUUCCACAUCGAGAGCCUUGGUUUUUCGUCUGAUGCUACGAUUUUGGCAGUUAUUUGUCAAAUAGGCGUGACGAAAGUCACCCGUAGGUACGAGGCCCAGAUCUGGGAAGUCGCCACCGGUACUUGCCUAACGCGUGUUGCAGUUGGGGAGAGCUGCAGUGUGCCGUUGUUUGAUCCAACAACGAACAAAAUACUGACAGAUCGUGCUGCUUUCUGUAAAAGAUCCUCGUGGGAGCACUGGGAAGAAUUCUCAUGGCGGGCAUACUCGUUAUGCCAACGGUUUCCAGGGAAGGAUUGCGGUUGGAUUUGUUUUGGUGGAGAAAUGAUCUCCUUAAUUCCAGCAGAAUUUUCUCCAAAAUCUUUUUCUAAUGGGUAUGCGGCAAUGUCAUCUUCCAUAUUGGCAUAUACGACUCCUGCGGAUGAGAUAAUGAUUAUUCAACUUCCUAUCCAGCAUGAAUUACAGAGACUGGGAAUCAUUGCAUCGGAUUCCGACAAUAUCGGUGAUUCUAGCUAGCGGCGAACGCGCUGACAACUCGAACUCUGAAGUUGCUAGCUACCUGCCAAUGGGUAAAUCUGAUUCAGACGAACCCAAAAAUAAAAAACUAAAGUUGUCGUAUAUUUUGGAGUAACAAAGGCUUCUAGAACACAGUGGUGCCCAAAUUCAUAUAGGUGCCCAGGUGCUUUUAUUAAAUGAGAGUUAGCAUUCUCUGAACUAUCGGCAUCGACAGGUUAGUGCUGUAAAUGUGAGAUUGCUGUCAUCUUGACAAUGUUAUGUCUCGAUCUCUAUUGGCUGUACUUCACUGUAUGGGGGUUUCGAUCACUAGUUCGUUGGUAUAACUUGUAUAUGUCGAUUGAAUUGUUGAGAUAUAUCGAGAUCUUUAUCAAUUGGCUUAUGAUCUAUUAAAAUAAGC
Trichoderma harzianum CBS 226.95 is the source of this 4413-nucleotide messenger RNA. RefSeq lists its product as hypothetical. The coding region runs from base 42 to 4016 and encodes 1324 amino acids. Gene Ontology annotation, molecular function: protein binding. The record is from RefSeq and is a predicted model, not a curated record. The transcript is spliced from 2 exons. NCBI's taxonomy places the organism in Eukaryota, Fungi, Ascomycota, Sordariomycetes, Hypocreales, Hypocreaceae.